Molecule: messenger RNA, 7170 nt
Organism: Mizuhopecten yessoensis (Yesso scallop)
Lineage: Eukaryota; Metazoa; Mollusca; Bivalvia; Pectinida; Pectinidae
Exons: 6
Coding region: 69-1154 (361 amino acids)
Source: RefSeq, a predicted model, not a curated record
UUUAUAACAUUUCUGUUAAAGGUUUUCGGAACGAAUGUAAAGCUGACUCCCCUAUAAAACACAAUUGCAUGUAUACUAAUUUGAGUGGUGAAAUGAAAACUGCUCAUUGUGAAGAACAACAUUUCCCGAUCUGUAAAAAAGGUAAAGGAAAAGGUGAUCUCGACUUGUUUGUCAACAAGACAGACGAUUUACAAAAAAUGUCCUGGAAGGAUGCAAAUUCAUUUUGUCGGAAACAUGGAGGUGUACUUGCUGAUUUGUCUGAUGGAGUAGGUUCACUAAAAGGUAGAUGGGAAGAUCUGACACAAAGUCCACCCUCGUCAAUGUUCUGGAUAGCACUUAAUAGAGCGAACACAACUACAAAGCUCCUGAUGGAAAAUUCAACGCUUGGAAAUUCCUCACGGUGCCUUUACAUCAGAAAAGAAUUGAGAGAAAGCAAGAAUUGCUCACAACGGGCAUUUGCUUCUUGUCGAAAAAAUAUGAAUGUCACUCAGAUCCCCGACAGCACACCAUCUCCUGCCAUCGACAGCAAACCAUCUACCGCCGACAACAGCACACCAUCUAUUGCCGACAACCGCACACCAUCUCCUGCCACCAAACCUAUUAUAAUUUAUAUUGUAAUUCCAUCUGUUGUUGUGGUAAUUGCUGUCAUCGGAACUGUAAUAUUUAUUCUGGCGAGGAAAAGAAAAAAGACGUCGAGGGCAUUGCAGCACGAAACCCGUCAGCAAUAUGACUACACCGAGAUUGGAGGCGGACAGACUCCCGGUAGGUUUGGCCUACAAAUGCAGGUUGUAGAAACUAGUACCAAUGCUGCAUCUGGAAGUGGGUUAAAUAUCGAAACCCAUGGAUAUGAAACAGAAACCAUGGAUGAAGGCAACUAUGAUAAACUGGACAAGAAAUCCAAUAUUAAGCAGAAGUCGAAUGUGUGCGAAUCAAACGCGUACGAAAGAGCAUUUCCAAUGCAGGACGGCAUUUACAACGAGAUGCAGACCGGCACAGACAACGGCAAAGAAGGUGCGCGAGACUCGUUCUACGCUACUGCUCAAUCUUGCUCAACAAGGGAGGGUAAUUACGAUGAAUUCCAGAAACGAAAUAUGUCAACUGGGGCUGAAGGGGCUGAAUCUGAUUACGACCACGUGAUUCACAAAACUGACUGAAGAGUUAUUAUGUUCUUUAAAUCUGCAAUUUACAGAUGAAGUAAUCGCCAGUAAAUGGCACCACGAACUUUACUUCAGUGCAUGCUAAAUUUGCUGGAAUCGACUGUGAGAUUCAUGUGAUUCUGUUAUUCAGGAAGUACAAGCGACAAUUUUACAAUCGACAAUAAUUUUGAAAACGACAACGACACACGUUUUAUACGUGUUACAUAAAAUAAAGCAAAGUUAAAACGAAUUAUCGGCUAAAUGUAAAGUAUUAUAGUGGAAUAAUUUGACGCAUCUGACACUUAAAUAAGUAUUUUAAAAAAUGCAUAUAUGAUUAUUACAAUUUCCUUUUCGGAAAAUCCGGUAAAAUAGGUAUUAUCAUUGAUAUAAUGUUGGUUUCUGAAAAUCACCUGAUUUUAGUGUACACUUAUUAUCGUGAAAGUUCUACAAACGACGCAUUCGCGAGACUUUGAAUUGGAAAAAAAAGGAUAAAGGACCGUUUCAUUUUUAUUUUUAUUUGUUUCUUACCAAAUAAAUAUUGCUUAUAAAUCAUAUUAAAGAAACUAUCCUCCCUGUGUGGCGCAGACAGGGAAAUCUCUAACCAUGGGUCAGAGUUGUUAUGUUUAGUAAAAGGCUUUUUUAUUAAUUUUGUUUCACACUUUCUUACCAUAAAAACAAGUUGUCAUGAUUAACCAAGUGGAUUGCACAAUCAUCAAUGGAGCAUGAAAUGUUUGACAAAAUUGAUGACGUUACCCUGGUAACGCGGCAUAAAAUGAUGACGCGGUGGUGACGUUUUCAAAAUAAUAGCGCGUGAGCAGUUUUGCGCCUUGUAGGUAAAGACAGAUAAUUUUGUUUAGCAAACAUAAGUAAUGUAUUGAAUUCGACAAUUUCUAUCUCGUUAAAUUUAGACAAAUCAAAGGUAUUUAUAACAUUUUGCUUAAACCAAACUUAACCCAGGCACUCCCGUAAAUGUUAUCAAAGCGUCCAAAUCUUAUUCUCCAUAUCCUCCCUAUCCAUACUAUAUUAUAUCAGUGGUAUUCAUCGAUUUAAAUUCGUGGGGUCAACAGAAUAGGGAAAUUUCAAGUUAAGUCAGUCUUGGAUAGGAUGAAACGUAAGAGUGUGUAUUUGAGUGAAAUCGUGAAGAUGGGACAGGUAUAUGUUUUUUUUUUUAUAUGAGUCCGUGGAAAAUGUUUUUGGCACUACUACGUAUGCACGUAGGUCAUGAUGACUCUUUGCAAUGUCUUAUAUACAUUAUGUGUAAACUUUGUGGGCUGUGUUCCGUAAACACGUGCAUCACUGAUGAUGAUGAUGAUGAUGAUGACGAUUGGAUGUGUUGGAAUGUUUAGAUAAGAUGAUGUAAUAAUUAUGAGAAUGCUAUUAUAUAUUGUAAUAUUGAUGUUGAUAUGAUAUCAUGAUGAUGAAGAUGACUGAUAAUAAUGAUGCGUCAAUGAUAAAAUGUGAUGUCAUGAUGAUUUGCAAGUUUGAAAGUGGUGUUGUGAAAAGCGUGAGGAAAUAUGCUUACUUGUUUGUUAAGUAUUUUUGUGAAUGAAUACAAAAAGUUAUAAAAAGCGCAUUUAACAAUCCAGAGUCGACAAAAAAGCAUUUACCCGUAUUUCAAAGUAUCGUUAUUUUAUACAAAUGCUUAUGUAAAAUGUAUGCUCAUUCAUUGACAUAUGAAUAUAUAUACUCAAUCACAUCCAAUGAUAUCCCCCUUUAUUUAAUCACCUGAUCGAUGUACUCCAAUCAUAUGCCCUGCUGGUAAAUUAACAUGCGUGUACAUAUUAAAAUGGAAACACAGUUUUUGGACUCGCAAAGCGAUGUCCAAUGUAAUCGGUUUUUUUUGCUGGAAGUAAUGAAUUUUUCCCUGGUGAGGACAAAUAACCUACUUUAUGUUGCACCGACAAAUUUAAGAGUUGUCGUACAUUCGUAUUGCGAUGCACAGAGGUACGUUAUAUUUUAUUCGAUCAGAGACAGUAAAUCACUUUAUCAGAGCCCGGACAGGCGUGUUUUUCGCGGCGCGCUGAAUGUAAUUUAAAGGGCUGCUAUAUAUAAUAAGCAUUGUCAGUUUUUCUUAACUAUUACCAAUACAGUUUUAAGAACUGUCAGCUUAGAUUUCAAAAUAAUGUUAACGUAGACUAUAUCGCAAUGCCCACCCUAUUGGAAAUAGUCGCGAGUUCACGUGGCCAUUGGCUUCCUGUUAUUAAUGCUUUUCAUACUGCUCGUGCUUUCCUAUUACCGGACAGAAAUUGUUAUAAAACAGCUAUAAAUGUACAUUCACAACAUAACAGUGCAAAGCUUUUGCAUUUUAGCCUGUUUGAUCUGGCUCUGGAAACACAAAACAACAAAAAAUGAAAUGUACAAGGAUAUUAUAUUGUCAUUAGAACAGCGGCGGAACAGCUGUAUAGUGUAGUGUAAUUUAUUUUUGAUAUAAUUCAUCUCCUUAAAUAUUUGAAAGGUGCAAUCACAUGUGUAUGCCCGAGAAUACUGAUUAUGGACGACACCACUCAAACCUUUCUGUAAAAUUUAAAUGUAUGCGAAAGAUUAAAAGGUAUGAGUGUCGCAACUUUUGCAUUUUGCCUUAUAGGUAAUUUAUUUGUCAUUUAUCAUUUAACGAAUGCAGCCCAUUGCUGUCUUUUAAUCUAAUGACGUUUUCUUGAAUAAUUAUGCACAAAAAAAUAUGUCAAUAGUUUUAUUUCCAUCAUACCCAUUCCUCCCUUUAAAUUGUUCUAAACAAACUACAUGUUCAUUUCUCUACAAUGAAAACUAAUUUUCCAUUCUGUAUAAAUGUCCAUGUAAUGUUCGUUUCUUUCAUAAAUUAAUCAGUGAUGGUCGAUACUUCAUGCAUAGCACAUCCGUAUUUUUGGUCUAUUAUAUCAUCUUGAAGGUAGGAGCCGAAGUGUCGUUGUUUAGUGUUAAGGUCAUCUGAGUCACACAGGUGACCUAUUGCCAUUGCCUUUCGUCGUCCGUCGUACGAAAACAAUUCCAUUGUAGACUUCUCCUUAGAAAUCGUCUGUCAGAUGAAACAUGAUGGUAAUCAUAUGCCCAUGGUGGCGAUCAGAUAUAUACCCAAGAUAACGCUAGGGUAAAUGUCACAUUUUCGACUUCUCCUCAGAAACCAUCAGGAAGAUUUGUAUGACACUUUGUGGUGAUAAUCAGUGUGAGGUGCAUACAUGUAUAAGAAUCUUUAAUCGAGAUAAGACUGCCUAUCCAAGGGGGCUGAGGUGCAGGGUUAUAAGGGGUCACGGACUGGAAAACCGUCAAAAGACUUCAGUAAAACUUACACAUGAUUUUUUACUAAUUGAUGCGUAGAUGAUGAGGAUCAUAAUCUAUACUAAAGAAGAUGCUGGCCCCAGAUUGGGGCCGUACUCAUGGUUACUCACUUAGUGCAAAACCUGAAGCAAUCAGAUUUUUUUAAAAUUCUUUCCCGAAGCUUUCUGCCAGAUUUGAAUUAAACUUAUUGCUAUAUUUAAUCAUACACAUUAGAUGGGGAUCAGAAUUUAUACUAAGAUUGGUCUGACCCUGUAUGUGCUCUCGUGCCGGAGACAAAUGAGUUAAAUUGGCUAAGAUUUCAACAAUAUUCUUCUUCAGACCCACAUAUGCUAGAAUUAUAUUCUCUUCGUAGACUGAAAACGUCCAAAUAUGCAUUAUUAAAGUUGCGAAUUUCAUUACCCCUGGAUCCCCUUUUCCUCGUUCUCCUCCCCAAUGUGCAGGGGGUAAUAAUUACUAUUGUUUAUAAUUUGUUGAAUUUCAUUGGGAAGUCAUUCAGGCUUACAUAGAAUUUUAUGUUUGCAGUUAACUAUUACCCCUUUAUGGCGUAUAUUUCACUUUAUUGCAGUAUUAUUUUAUCAUCUUACUGACAUUUACUAGCUCUGUAGAAAUGUUGGCUUCUCAUUAACAUAAUUUUGUCAAAUUUAAUCCCUGUGUUUUGGUUAAAUGUACCGUUAUAUGUCAUAUAGCAAUAACAAGCUAGAACAUUGUUCGACUAGGUCCAUGAUUUCUUUGGGGGUUUUGUUGGUUUGUUUUUCGUUGGUUUGUUGUGGUAUUUAUUUGGGGGUUGGGAAGCGGGGGUAGUUGGUUUACAUUUUUUUAUGUCAUAUGCACACAAACAAUUCCUUGAUAUACAAUUUAUAUAAUAUUUUGGGCCCAAUUAAGGUAUCCCGAGGACAAAAAUUAUGUGUUCACAAGAAUCUGAAAUCGUUUUUCACAAGUAAGAUGUAAAAAAAGAAGAAACAUUACUAUUUCAUCCAUAUAAUAUAUAUUUGUGGGGGUAUAUUUUGUGUUCGAAGUGGUCAAAAGCCUUAUGGCGAUCAAUGAAAUGUACAUCACGCAAGUGAGGCUACAUUUUCACAGUUAACUAUACCAGUAGUAUGGCGGUAUUUCUGUUUAUCAAACUGAUAUUUUAUAAGUAAAUUAUCAUUGUAGACGAACUGGCCAUGGUACACUCGUUAUUCCUGAGGGAUAUUUCAUAGGAAUAUAUACAUGUGGGUUGGUCUUUACUCUAUGAACUAGAACAACAAUUUAAAUUGGCGUAUUUUUAAAUAUACAGUUCACCAUCUCAUGAUCGAUUAAGAUGCUCUGCUGUCAGUUAUAUUUUUCCUUUUUUCUUUUAUAAAUUAUCAAAUAGUUAUAAUAGUAUUGAAUGAAGUCCAUUCCCGGGGAUUCUGAAGAUGUUAAUAAGUUGCUGGGGUAAAUACGGACAUAUGUCUAUAUAUAUAUAUGAUAUUAUUCAGAGCAUGUUUUUGUUUGAAUACUGUAUUUUCUUUUACUUCAACAACCUAAGUUUUGCUGCAAUAAAGACAUUUUAUAUCCUCUUUUCAAAAUAGCUGUAUUUAAGAGCAAAUCGUUUGUAUUUCAAAAAGAAAAUGUGACUGGUCAUGUUUUAAAAUGUAAUCUUGGACUAAAUUGCUGAAAAAAGAGUUGAUUUGAUUCCUGUUCAUUUACCUACGUGUUUGGCAUCGACAAUUAUACCGUAUACCUAGUCAUCACACCGGUUAAGUAAAUAUCUAAAAUAUUUUCAAUAGUUGCUGUUUUAAAGUCUGUAAAUGUAGCAUUUUAUUAACAAAAACUGCUUAAUUAAAGGUAAGUUUAUUUCAUGUCUUCAUUUUAAUUCUUGUUUAUGCUUAUAAAGUGCAUUUCCAUUAAAAGAUAUUUGCGUUUUGUUUUACUGAUCGUUUCUACAUCUGUUGGAUUAUACUUGUUUGGAGAAAGAUAUGAUAAAAGUGGCUUUUCUCGGAGACAUUAUACAAUGUAAACGUUUCGUAGUAAAAUUCAUAUGGACCAAUCAUAGUUUGAAUCGUACAAACGUCAUUUAAACAGUGAAUAGGAACAGUUUUAUUGCAGAAACAUACGGUAUUUAGUAUGCAACGGUCCCUUAUAUAUUACCUAAAUGUAUCAGAAAGUCAUGUUUGCAAAAAGUCUGUUAUAUAUGUCUGCUAUAUCCAAAAUAAGUCAUGUACGUGUCUGUUAUAUAUAAUUGUAUUGUUAGUCUGUUCUAUACGAGUAAAUCAUAUAUGCGUCUGUUGCGUACACUUUGUCUUGCACGAGUGUCUUUCAUAAAGAUUUAAUUAUUGCACUCAUGUGUUAUAAGUAAUAUUAUCACGCAGUUUUAUAAACAACUAAGCCUUGCAGGUGUUUGUUGUUUAUAAUUAAAUCACCCAUGUGUCUGUUAAUGUUAUUUAGUCUUGCUCAUGUGUUUUUUUAAAUACGUUUAAUUCUAGGACGUUUCUGCUAUAUCAAAUGAAUACGUGCACGUGUCUGCUAUAUAAAAUUGAUUUAGCCGCUUCAUUUUAAUUUCCUGCACGUGACAAUUAGGAAUAUUUAAGACUUAUGUAAGUACGUAUUUUACAUAAGUUAGUAUUGCCCACGCGUCAGUUUAAUACAUUUAUAGAUUGUACAUGUCUGCUUUCAAUCAAGCCAUGCAAGAAUCUAUUAGAAAUGUAUUUAUAACUAAGUCUUGCACAAAAACACCAACCAUCAUUAAUAUCAUAGAAAAAAUACUUUAAGGCACUUUACAAAGCAUGAAUGAGUAUUGCUU